AAAAUUACAAAUUAUUUUCAAGAAAAUAAUACAAACUGAAGAAAACACUCAAAGGCACAAAAUUUUCCCCCUUUGAACGCCACACGCCUUCCACCAUUGUUGACCACAGAGCUCCUAAAACCCCCAAUUCAUAUCUCCUUCCAACAAUACAAAUUUAGGGUUAGGGUUUUUGGGAGCUCGAAUUUGUUGUGAACAAAAUGGCUAUUCCAACCGCAUUUUCUGGGCCCAAGCUUGAGUCUUUAUCAUCAUCGGCUGCGGCGGCUUCUCCGGCGUCAAUUGGGUUGUUUUGCAAUCCGGGUCGGGUUAGAAGGCUGUCAAUUCAAAAGGGUUUGUUCAAUUCAGGGAUCAGGUGUGAAGUUGCAGCAUCUGAUGUUGUGGAUCAGAGUCAGAGUUCUGGAAAUGUGACGUCUUCUUCUAGCCUUUCUGCUCUUGAGCAGCUUAAGAGCUCAGCUGCUGACAGAUAUACCAAGGAGAGGAGCAGUAUCGUUGUCAUUGGGCUCAGUAUCCACACUACGCCUGUUGAAGUACGUGAAAAACUGGCUAUUCCUGAAGCAGAGUGGCCGAGAGCCAUUGGGGAGCUCUGCAAUUUGAAUCAUAUUGAAGAAGCUGCAGUUCUUAGUACCUGUAACAGGAUGGAGAUCUAUGUUGUGGCUCUUUCCCAACAUCGUGGCGUAAAAGAAGUUACCGAGUGGAUGUCAAAGACAAGUGGAGUCCCGGUUACAGAAAUUUGUAAGCACCGUUUUUUACUGUAUAAUAAUGAUGCGACACAGCACAUCUUUGAAGUAUCAGCUGGGCUAGACUCGUUGGUCUUAGGGGAAGGUCAAAUCCUUGCUCAAGUUAAGCAAGUUGUCAAGGUUGGUCAAGGAGUUACAGGCUUUGGAAGAAACAUUAGUGGACUAUUCAAGCAUGCAAUCACAGUCGGAAAGAGGGUUAGAACUGAAACAAACAUUGCAGCAGGCGCAGUUUCUGUAAGUUCAGCUGCUGUGGAGUUGGCUCUGAUGAAGCUUCCUGAAUCCUGCCACACUACUGCUAGGAUGCUAGUUAUUGGAGCAGGCAAGAUGGGGAAACUUGUGAUUAAGCACUUGGUAGCCAAGGGAUGCACAACGAUGGUUGUUGUAAACAGAAGCGAGGAUAGAGUUUCUGCCAUUCGUGAAGAAAUGAAAGAUGUCGAGAUAAUCUACAAGCCCCUCAAUGAAAUGCUUAAAUGUGCUGCUAAAGCUGAUGUUAUUUUCACGAGCACUGCAUCAGAAACGCCACUGUUUAUGAAAGAACAUGUUGUGGAUCUUCCACCUGUUAGUGCAAGUGUUGGAAGUUUAAGGCUUUUCAUUGACAUCUCAGUUCCUAGGAAUGUUGGUGCUUGUGUGAAUGAGCUAGAGGACGCACGGGUGUACAAUGUAGAUGAUCUAAAAGAGGUUGUGGCAGCUAAUAAGGAGGACCGUCUUCGUAAAGCUAUGGAAGCUCAAGCAAUCAUUUCUGAAGAAUCCAAACAAUUUGAAGCUUGGAGGGAUUCACUGGAGACUGUUCCCACCAUCAAGAAACUGAGGGCUUAUGCAGAAAGAAUAAGGGUUGCUGAACUGGACAAGUGCAUGUCCAAAAUGGGUGAUGAUAUCUCAAAGAAGACAAAGAAGGCUGUUGAUGAUCUUAGUCGUGGAAUAGUUAACAAGCUCCUUCAUGGUCCCAUGCAACACCUAAGAUGUGAUGGGAGUGACAGCCGCACAUUGAGUGAGACCCUUGAGAAUAUGCAUGCUCUAAAUAGGAUGUUCAGCCUUGAGACAGAUAUAUCUGUAUUGGAACAGAAAAUCCGAGCUAAAGUGGAGCAAACUCAAAAAUAAGGUGAAUCUCUCAAGCUUUUUUCAUUGAAAAUUCUCUCAGAGCCUCAACUGAAUAAGAGGAAGAAUUCCUCAAUUGUACUUUCUGUUGGUGGUACUGCAAAUUCUCAUUGAAAUACAUAGUCAGGAUAUGAUCCCUUACCGAGAUCUUUCCUGUUGAUUUAAUUUUGUCAAAGAUAUAUGCAAACCUCUGAUUGUCUAUUCCUCUUGUGUCUUAAGAGUACAUUUUGUAUGUAGCUGUUCUAUCGAUGUUAUUAGCUGAAGUUAUAUCCUUGUAAUGAGUGAUUCAUGGGAGAGAUCCAUAUACUCCUUCCACAAACAGUUCUAGCCUUGUAACAUAUUCACUGAUUCAUUUACUUUAUGAUUAUUAUGUUGAUGUAUUAAUUUCAUUCGACUUGUUCUCCCUUCA
Solanum lycopersicum (tomato) is the source of this 2238-nucleotide messenger RNA. Its product is annotated as glutamyl-tRNA reductase 1, chloroplastic. The record is from RefSeq and is a predicted model, not a curated record. NCBI's taxonomy places the organism in Eukaryota, Viridiplantae, Streptophyta, Magnoliopsida, Solanales, Solanaceae. Gene Ontology annotation, molecular function: NADP binding; glutamyl-tRNA reductase (NADP+) activity. Gene Ontology annotation, biological process: tetrapyrrole biosynthetic process.